AUGCAAAACACCGCGAAGCUUGGAGCUUGCCUGCUCGCCGCUUGCCUGUCAACGUGCGUCGGCAGCAGCAGAAGAGCACCACACCCAUCCAAAGAGGUUGCGUCGCUGCUGGACCUCAGCUUUGCGGCCAACCAAGCAGCUCGCUCACCGAUCACGGCUGCGCUGACCCGCCUCCGGCUAGCGCUCGACGUAGAGAGGAGGACAACGCCGUGGGACUGGUGCCGCCACCAGCAGUUUGUGGUUGAGGACACGAGCACGGGCCGCCUGCUAGGGUUCGCAGAGCUCUGGGCCGAGAAUGCCGCGGCGUGCGGUGCCGCAGAGGCCGCCACCCCGCAGCCGGUCGUCUUCAACCUGUGCGUGGCGCCCGCUGCCCGCCGGCGCGGGAUCGCGAGGCGGCUUCUCUCGCAGUGCGAGUCCGCGGCGCAGCGGUGGGGCGAGGGCGGCCUCUUCCUCAAGGUGGAGCACGAUAACGCCGCCGCGCUCUCCCUUUACCGCAGGCUGGGGUACGACUGGAUGGCUGAGUGGAAGGGCGGCCGCCGCCGGCUCUCGCUGCUCCGCAAGGAGAUCGAGCCGCCGCGCGCGUCCGAGCCAGAGCCGGCCCGGCCCCGCCGCUUCUCCGAGCUGCAGGUGCAGACGUACGAGGCAGGAGGCGCCGACGGGCAGGCAUAUCUCUGGUUCGCGCUGCUGGUGCUCCGCAACGCGGGCCGCCUCUCGCCGGCCUAUUCGAUGGUCGGCGGAGGCUCGGCCGUCCUCCUCGGGCUGCUGACGUAUGCGCUGUUGGUGGAGUGGGCGCGCCAUUCCUGA
Emiliania huxleyi CCMP1516 is the source of this 804-nucleotide messenger RNA. RefSeq lists its product as hypothetical. The coding region runs from base 1 to 804 and encodes 267 amino acids. The record is from RefSeq and is a predicted model, not a curated record. Lineage: Eukaryota; Haptophyta; Isochrysidales; Noelaerhabdaceae. The transcript is spliced from 4 exons. Gene Ontology annotation, molecular function: acyltransferase activity, transferring groups other than amino-acyl groups.